Molecule: messenger RNA, 3105 nt
Organism: Nematolebias whitei (Rio pearlfish)
Lineage: Eukaryota; Metazoa; Chordata; Actinopteri; Cyprinodontiformes; Rivulidae
Product: tripeptidyl-peptidase 2
Exons: 21
Coding region: 226-3105 (959 amino acids)
Biological process (GO): proteolysis
Cellular component (GO): cytosol
Molecular function (GO): serine-type endopeptidase activity; tripeptidyl-peptidase activity
Source: RefSeq, a predicted model, not a curated record
UGUGAUGGCUAUAUAAUAGCUGGUCAUUUGUACAUGAAAUGACCCCUGACGCUCUCCUAGGGGUAAUUUUUGACCCAAGGGCAGCAGGCGGGGUUCGAGAGAAGUGACUGGGCGGAAAACACAACCUGCACUGCGCCUUUAAUCCGCUGUCCUCCUCCGUCUCUUCCCCGUUCCGCUGCUUUGUUUUCGUCGCUCCUUUAAAAAAAAAAAAAAUUCGUUCGAGUCAUGGCUGCUCAUUCUACCGAAGAACCGUUUCCUUUCCACGGACUUCUGCCCAAGAAAGAAACCGGCGCUGCCUCCUACCUCACCAGGUUCCCGGAGUACGAUGGGCGAGGGGUGCUCAUCGCGAUCCUCGACACCGGCGUGGAUCCGGGGGCUCCCGGCAUGCAGGUCACAACUGAAGGAAAGCCAAAGAUCGUCGACAUCAUCGACACAACAGGAAGUGGUGACGUGAACAUGACCACAGUGGUAGAACCCAAAGACGGGACAAUCGGCGGCCUCUCCGGCAGAACACUUAAGAUCCCUCCUGCCUGGGUCAAUCCAUCAGGGAAGUAUCACAUUGGAGUUAAAAAUGGCUACGAGUUCUUCCCUAAGGCUCUUAAAGAAAGAAUACAGAAAGAGAGAAAAGAGAAACUGUGGGACCCACCGCACAGAGCAGCCCUCGCUGAAGUUUGUCGCAAGACAGAAGAGUUUGACCUCGCUCAUCCAACACCUUCGCAGAUGGAGAAGCUGCAGAAAGAUGAGCUGCAGAGUCAGUCAGAACUGUUGGCCUCGCUGGAAAAGAAAUACAGUGAUCCUGGCCCAGUGUUUGACUGCGUACUUUGGCAUGAUGGCACCACGUGGAAGGCUGUAGUGGACACAUCAGAGUGUGGAGAACUGUCCCAGUGCACGGUGCUGAGCUCUUACAGAGAAAAACAAGAGUAUGCCACAUUAGGAAAUGCUGAGAUGCUUAACUACUCUGUCAAUAUAUACGACGAGGGAAACACACUCUGCAUUGUUACCAGUGGAGGGGCUCAUGGGACACAUGUGGCAAGCAUCGCGGCAGGCUACUUCCCAGAGGAACCAGAACGUAACGGCGUUGCUCCUGGUGCUCAAAUUCUGGCUCUGAAGAUCGGAGACACUCGCCUCAGCACCAUGGAAACGGGCACCGGACUCAUCCGCGCGAUGAUUGAAGUGAUCAACUACAAGUGUGACCUGGUUAACUACAGCUAUGGGGAAGCCACUCACUGGCCUAAUUCAGGGAGGAUUUGUGAGGUGAUCACAGAGGCUGUGCAGAAGCACAAUGUGAUUUUUGUGUCGAGCGCAGGAAACAACGGCCCCUGCCUUUCCACCGUCGGCUGCCCCGGAGGAACCACCGGCAGCGUCAUCGGUGUUGGAGCGUAUGUGACUCCAGACAUGAUGGUGGCCGAGUAUUCCCUGAGAGAGAAGCUGCCCCCUAACCAGUACACGUGGUCUUCCAGGGGCCCCAGCACUGAUGGGGCCCUGGGAGUCAGCAUCAGUGCCCCUGGUGGUGCCAUCGCCUCUGUGCCCAACUGGACCCUUCGUGGCACCCAGCUGAUGAACGGAACGUCCAUGUCGUCUCCCAACGCCUGCGGAGGCAUCGCGCUCGUCCUCUCAGGCCUGAAGCAGAAUGGGAUCCAACCUUCUGUUCCUGCUGUGAGGAGAGCGCUGGAGAACACGGCUCUGAAGGUCGAUGACAUCGAGGUGUUUGCUCAGGGUCAUGGAAUAAUCCAGGUGGACAAGGCUUUAGACUACCUCACUCAACACGCCUCUUUACCCACAAGCCACCUGGGCUUCUCAGUAAGUGUGGGAUCACAGAGAGGCAUCUACCUCAGGCAUCCAGCCCAAGUUCUCGCACCUUCAGAUCACGGAGUUGGAAUUGAGCCCGUCUUCCCAGAAAACACAGAAAACUCUGAGCGAAUCUCCCUGCAGCUGCAUUUGUCGCUCACCUGUACCGCCCCGUGGGUUCAUUGUCCGUCCCAUUUAGAGCUGAUGAACCAAUGUCGUCACAUCAAUGUCCGCAUCGACCCGACGGGUCUGAGAGAAGGAGUUCACUACACCGAGGUGUGUGGAUACGAUACAGCUGCACCAAGCUGUGGUCCACUAUUCAGAGUCCCGAUUACGGUUAUUAUCCCCCUCAAAGUGACAGAUGGUCGUAACGAAGAGGUGCGAUUCACAGACGUCCACUUCAGACCAGGACAGAUCAAACGCCACUUCAUCACGGUUCCUCAGGGGGCCUCCUGGGCAGAAAUCACUCUGACCUCUCAUUCAGGAGACGUGUCGUCAAAGUUCGUACUUCACGCGGUGCACCUGGUCAAACAGAGAGCCUACAGGGCUAACGAGUUCUACAAGUUCUCCUCAUUAUUAGAAAAAGGUUCUCUCACGGAGGCUUUCCCAGUUCUGGCAGGUAAGGUGGUAGAGUUUUGCAUCGCACGCUGGUGGGCGAGUCUGGGGGGCGUCACUGUGGACUACAGCAUCUUAUUUCACGGACUCAGCAUUUCUCCUUCGCCCCUGCACAUCAAUGCCUCAGAGGGAGUGACGAGUUUUGAGGUGUCCUCGCCUCUUAGAUAUGAAGAGUUGUCCCCUACCAUCACACUUAAGUCGUGGGUUCAGCCUCUCAGGCCCUUAAGUUCAAAGAUAAAAGCUUUAGGAAUGCGGGAUGUUCUGCCUAACAACAGACAACUUUAUGAAAUAGUCCUCACGUACAGCUUUCACCAGCCUAAGAGUGGGGAGGUUACACCCAGCUGCCCGAUGCUGUGUGAGCUGCUGUACGAGUCUGAGUUUGACAGUCAGCUCUGGAUGCUGUUUGAUCAGAACAAGAGACUCCUGGGUUCAGGAGAUGCCUACCCACACCAGUAUUCGCUAAAGCUGGAGAAGGGAGAUUACACCGUACGACUGCAGGUCCGCCACGAGCAGUCCAGCGAGCUGGAGCGCCUAAAGGAUCUGCCGUUUGUGGUGUCUCACCGUCUGUCCACCACCCUCAAUCUGGACGUGUACGAGACGCACCGCGCUGCACUCAUGGCCAAGAAGAAGGCGAACUCCGUCACCCUGUGUCCAGGUGGUACACAGCCUUUCUACGUCACAAGUCUGCCUGACGACAAGUGA